Ichthyophthirius multifiliis is the source of this 1698-nucleotide messenger RNA. RefSeq names its product ATP synthase beta subunit precursor, putative. The record is from RefSeq and is a predicted model, not a curated record. The transcript has 4 exons. Lineage: Eukaryota; Ciliophora; Oligohymenophorea; Hymenostomatida. Gene Ontology annotation, molecular function: ATP hydrolysis activity; ATP binding; proton-transporting ATP synthase activity, rotational mechanism. Gene Ontology annotation, biological process: proton transmembrane transport; proton motive force-driven mitochondrial ATP synthesis.
AAAUAUAAAAGAUAUUUAAAUAUAAAAAAUAAAUAAGGAAAAAAAAAAUGUUAUCUAAAGCCAUUAAAAACGUCUUAGUUAGAUCAUUCGCAACAAAAGCCUAAACCUAAAAAACCUAAAAAACUUAAAAAACUUAAAAUACCUCACUUGGUUAAGUAUCAUAAGUAAUUGGUGCUGUCGUCGAUGUCUAAUUUGAAGGCGAGCUUCCCCAAAUCUUAAACGCUCUCGAAGUCCAAGGAACCCAACAUCGUUUAGUAUUAGAAGUAGCCUAACAUUUAGGAGACUCUAGAGUUCGAACAAUCGCGAUGGACAGCACUGAAGGUUUAGUUCGUGGUUAGAGUGUAGUAGAUACUGGUAGUCCCAUUUGUGUACCUGUUGGUCCAUAAACAUUAGGCCGUAUUAUGAAUGUAAUUGGUGAACCUAUAGAUUAAAGAGGCCCUAUUAAUACUUUAAAACAUUAUCCUAUACAUAGAGAUGCUCCUUCAUUUACUGACUAAGCUGCAGCUGCUGAAAUUUUAGUUACAGGUAUUAAAGUGGUCGAUUUAUUAGCUCCAUAUGCCAGAGGAGGAAAAAUCGGACUUUUCGGAGGUGCUGGAGUAGGAAAAACAGUACUUAUUUAGGAACUUAUUAACAAUGUAGCUAGACAUCAUGGUGGUUAUUCAGUAUUUGCCGGAGUAGGAGAAAGAACAAGAGAAGGAAAUGAUUUAUAUCAUGAAAUGAUUGCUUCAAAAGUUAUCAGUUUAGACAAUGAUGAAUCUAGAUGUGCUCUUAUUUACGGAUAAAUGAACGAACCUCCAGGUGCUAGAGCCAGAGUAGGAUUAACCGGUUUGACUGUCGCCGAAUAUUUCAGAGAUGAGGAAGGAAAAGAUGUAUUGUUGUUUGUUGAUAAUAUUUUUAGAUUCACAUAAGCUUGUUCGGAAGUGUCCGCUUUAUUAGGACGUAUUCCGUCUGCUGUGGGUUAUUAACCUACUUUGGCCACAGAUUUGGGUGCUUUAUAGGAAAGAAUUACUACAACUAAAAAUGGUUCAAUUACUUCCGUAUAGGCUAUUUAUGUACCUGCUGAUGAUUUAACAGAUCCUGCCCCAGCUACUACUUUUGCACAUUUAGAUGCCACAACAGUACUUAACAGAGGUUUAACUGAAUUAGGUAUUUAUCCUGCUGUCGAUCCUUUAGAUUCUACUUCCAGAAUGUUAGACCCUGUAACUAUUGGAGAAGAGCAUUAUUCAAUAGCUAGAGGAGUCUAAAAAUUACUAUAGGACUAUAAGAGUUUAUAAGAUAUUAUUGCUAUUUUAGGAGUUGAUGAUCUUUCCGAAGAAGAUAAAUUAACAGUCUCUAGAGCUAGAAAAGUUUAGAAAUUCCUUUCAUAACCUUUCUUUAUGAGUGAAGUUUUCUCAGGUAUGCCUGGUAGAUUUGUUGAUCUUAAAUAAAAUGUGGCUUCAUUUAAAGCUUUACUUGAAGGAGCUGGUGACGAAUAUCCUGAAUCAUGUUUCUAUAUGAAAGGUGAUUUGGAAGAAGCUUUGGCUGAUGGAAGAAAAGCAGCUAUGAAGUCUAAAUGAGAUACAUAUAAUUUUUUAUUAUAUAAAAAAAUAAAAUAAAAAGGAAAUAAAUAAAUAAAAAAUUAUAAAAACAUAUAUAUAUAUAUUUUUUCAUAAAUAAAUUCAAAAUAUAUAUAUACAUAUUAUUUUACUUUUUCAUUUA